CAGAGAGCACAAAUGCAAUGUUUGCGUGCCGACAUUGUCCGUUACAGAGUCUCGGGGAAUACUGAGAUGACGCCACGAUAUUCGCGAUAAAACGUGCCCACAUAAACCUACAGAGGCAGCACUACAGUAGGCUUGGCCUGGGCUCCAUCAAGCUACUGCGGAACCUGGUCGCAGGUGCUACGCAAGCAUGGCGCUGUCGUCGUUCCCGGUAGCCUUGUUCACCGUGUCGCUGGCGUUGAAUGCUGCGGAGAGCAACCAGUUCUACUCAGUGUACUACGGCAUACGACUGCUGGAGAAUGACCGAGUCUACGGCUGCCUGCAGUGCUUCAAGAGGCCCUGCUUGAAGAGAGAGAUACUGGCGCGGCCGCUAGAGGGACUGCUGCAGUGCUGCCGUGCAUGCACCAUUGUCGGUCCCGGAAGAGAGUGUUCUGUUUAUCGUGAACACGCAGCGAUUGUCUGCAACAAAGAACACGUUUGCGACACCAACACGCAAGUUUGUGUAAAAGAGAAAUAGCGCUGACUUGCUUCGAUCUGUAAUAAAAACUUGCCGACUUCGGCCA
Rhipicephalus sanguineus (brown dog tick) is the source of this 560-nucleotide messenger RNA. RefSeq lists its product as uncharacterized. The transcript has 3 exons. Bases 188 to 514 code for a protein of 108 amino acids. Lineage: Eukaryota; Metazoa; Arthropoda; Arachnida; Ixodida; Ixodidae. The record is from RefSeq and is a predicted model, not a curated record.